Molecule: messenger RNA, 1119 nt
Organism: Mesitornis unicolor (brown roatelo)
Lineage: Eukaryota; Metazoa; Chordata; Aves; Mesitornithiformes; Mesitornithidae
Gene: CASP9
Product: caspase 9, apoptosis-related cysteine peptidase
Exons: 9
Biological process (GO): regulation of apoptotic process; apoptotic process; intrinsic apoptotic signaling pathway in response to DNA damage
Cellular component (GO): cytoplasm
Source: RefSeq, a predicted model, not a curated record
AGCGCCGGCAGCCGAGGAGAUCAAGCCCGGCAGCUGGUCAUUGACCUGGAGACGCGAGGGAAACGGGCUUUUCCACUGUUCCUCUCCAUCCUGCGGGACACUGGGCAGGGCGACCUUGCGGACAUGCUGAGCCAGGAGUGUGAAUGCCCACCGGCACCACCGCAGCUGGCAGACCUGAGGCCUGUUGAGCUGGACUUACGCAGAGAAAAAUACAACAAGAAUAUGAACGUUCCUGAACGUUUGUCCACACCGGUCCAAGCUGAGAGCGAAAAACCUCAAAUGCCUCCUGCACCAGCCUGGGGUUCGGCUGUUGACAAGAGGAACCAUGAUCUGGUUUACGAACUGAAAGCAGACCCGUGCGGACACUGCCUGAUCCUCAACAACGUCAACUUCAGUCGAGACUCGGCUCUGUCGACUCGAGACGGCUCCAAUGUGGACUGCGGGAAGCUGGAGAAGCGCUUCAAGGCCUUGCGCUUCAGCGUCCUGACUCGGCGGGAUCUCAGAGCUCAGGACAUGGUUUUGGAGCUGCAGAAUCUGGCACGGCAGGACCACAGCGCCUUGGACUGCUGCGUCGUGAUCAUCCUUUCCCACGGCUGUCAGACGAGCCAUAUUCAGUUUCCUGGAGGUGUUUACGGAACGGAUGGAAAACCCAUUCCAAUAGAAAAGAUUGUGAACUAUUUCAAUGGGUCCCAGUGCCCAAGUCUGAGAGGAAAACCCAAGCUCUUCUUCAUCCAGGCCUGUGGCGGAGAACAAAAAGAUCUAGGCUUUGUAGUGGAUUGCGACUCCCCCGGAGACGAAGCUCCCGGAGGUUCUUUGGAGUCGGAUGCGACUCCUUUCCAGACUCCGGCAGGUAACGUGGACGAGCUGGAUGCCGUAGCCUGUUUGCCCACGCCCAGCGACAUCUUGGUUUCCUACUCAACUUUUCCAGGUUUUGUCUCCUGGAGGGAGGUGUCGAGGGGCUCGUGGUACGUGGAAACGCUGGACAGUGUGCUGGAGCAGUACGCCUGUCUGAACAUGUUACUGCGGGUGGCAAACGCUGUCUCUGCCAAGGGGACGUACAAGCAGAUCCCAGGCUGUUUCAACUUCCUCCGUAAAAAAUUCUUCUUCAGGUGCAAAUGA